UGGAGAUCAGAGAAACAUGCUGGGUUCUUUGGUGCUGAUUUGGAUUUUCAUUCUUCUCUUCUUCCUCUUCGUGAGGAUCCAGAGGCCCAAGAACUUUCCUCCUGGACCACGACCUGCACCCAUAUUUGGGAAUCUGUUUGAGCUGAACAUCACCAAUCCUCUGAAAGACUUUAAGAGGUUGGCUGAGCGCUAUGGCAAUGUUUACAGCCUUUACUUUGGAGCAAGACCAGCAGUGGUUCUUACUGGUUUGAAGGCUGUGAAGGAAGCUCUGGUGACUAAUGGUGUUGACUUUUCAGGACGUCCACAAAACCUCCUGGUCAGCGAUGCAGCAGAUGGGAAAGGAAUCAUAUUAGUUGAUUAUGGCACUACAUGGAAGGAGCAUCGGCGCUUUGCCCUCAUGACCUUGAGGAACUUUGGAAUGGGGAAGCAGACUAUGGAGGACAGGAUUCUGGGAGAGACUGAACAUCUUGUUGCACGUUUGGAGAAAAGUGCUGGAGGCUUCGUAAAUCCGCAGACUUUAUUUCAUGAUGCUGCAUCAAAUAUCAUCUAUCUGGUUUUAUUUGGCACUCGCUACGACUAUGAGGACGACAACCAUAAAGUAUAUGUUCGAUGUUUCACCGAAAAUACAAAAAUCACCAAUGGACCCUGGGGAAUGAUCUAUGAUACACUUCCUAUGCUGAGAUCCCUGCCCCUUCCCUUUAGGAAGGUCUUCAAAAACUUCCACACUAUUGAGAAAAUGGUUCUGACCAUGAUCAGCAAACACAAAAAAACAAGGGUCCCAGGAGAGCCAAGAGACUUUGUUGACUGCUAUCUGGAUGAGCUUGAAAAGAAAGAUGAUGGAUCUUCCUUCAAUUACGGACAACUUGUGAGAUACAUAAUCGAUCUGCAUGUUGCUGGGUUAGAUACCACCGCCAACACCCUCCUCACAGCAUUCCUCUACCUCACUGCUUGUCCAGACAUUCAAGAGAGAUGUCAGCAGGAAAUUGAUGAGGUUCUGGAGGGUAAAGCUCAUGCAUGCUUUGAGGACAGACUCAACAUGCCAUACACGCAGGCUGUGGUCCAUGAAUGUCAGCGUAUUGCCAUUACAGUCCCAACUGCGUUUCACAGCACCAGCAGAGAUACUGAACUGAUGGGUUACAGCAUCCCAAAGGGUACUUUUGUUAUUGCAAACCUCGCCUCAGUGCUGAGUGAGGAAGGCCAGUGGAAGUUUCCUCACGAGUUCAAUCCAGCUAACUUCCUGAAUGAGCAGGGACAGUUUGAGAAGCCAGAGGCCUUCCUACCCUUUUCUGCUGGGCCUCGUAUGUGCCUUGGUGAAGGUCUGGCUCGCAUGGAGCUCUUCCUCAUAUUGGUCACUGUGCUGCGCCGGUUCCAGUUCUUCUGGCCUGAAGAUGCAGGAGAACCAGACUUCACUCCCUUAUAUGGCGUCACACUCACACCCAAGCCAUACAGGAUGGGAGUCAGACUGAGACAGCCAGCUACUGAAAUGUAGCACAGAUUCCAAAUACCAGUGUAAUGGCAAUUUCUUUUUAAUUUAUGGUACAAGAAAAUUGUCCAUUAUAGGAUGAACCAAAAAUACAGCAGCUAAGACUAGAUCAAAUAAUAGGGAAGUAUGUAAUUAAGAAAAUAAUGAAGAAAUAAGUAUUUUGGUAUCUUGUAAAAUUUAAUAAAAUACUAUACUUUUAUAGGGAUUUAAUAACCUGCAUGUCUUAAUUGAAAGACUCAUAGGAAUCCAUAGUAUCACAGGUACAACAGGUACAACGGUCUUCAGCAGCAAGAUCAAGGAAUACUGUCUUAGAUACAAAGAACUUCAUAAACUGUAAGAAAAGGCGGGCUUUAGACAACAUUAACACAGUGGCAUCUUGAAGUGCAAAUAAUACUGUUAUGUUUAUGUACUUAAAACCUGACAAUUUUUCCCUCCUUUCCCAGAUCUAAGAAAAUACAUGCGAUGCCCCUACAUUGUUAGAAAUAAAUAAAGAUACUAUGCAGGUACAUUUUUCAUUCAUCAAGGCACAAACAAAGUCCACGUACCCUUGAAAGGUACAAUAAUCAUUAUAAGGUCCAGUACCAUAAAUUAGUGAAAGUACAUAUUUGUACCAUUUCAUAAUCUAAUGUUGUGGAAACUUAUAAUAAUAAAAACAAAAACAAACAAAUAAACAUAAACAUUGGUACAAUUACGUUGCCUGGCUAAAGACACUGCAAUGUAUCCUUUAGGGUACCACCCCAGUGACAAGACUAUGGGGUACUGCGCCAGUGAGAGUUUAGUACAUUUAUUUCUGAGAUUGUUCUAUAAAGUAACCAUUAAUUACAUUGAUUGCACAAGUUUUAGAUUGAAGGAAAUGUGCUACUGGUAUUUAUUUUGUUAGAAAAGAAUUCGAUUACCUUGUUUGAAUGAGCACGCCUGAACACACAUUUUCUAAGCUGCUUCUCCCUCAGGGUCACGGGGGUGGGGGGGGUGGAUGUGUGCUGGAGCCUAUCCCAGCUGUCAUCAGGCGGAAGGCAGGAUACACCCUGAACAGAUCACCACUCCAUCGCAGGUCAGAGAGACACAUUCACACACACACACUCACAUCAAGGGGCACUUUAACAUGUCCAACUGGCCUGACUGCAUGUCU
Molecule: messenger RNA, 2612 nt
Organism: Pygocentrus nattereri (red-bellied piranha)
Lineage: Eukaryota; Metazoa; Chordata; Actinopteri; Characiformes; Serrasalmidae
Product: cytochrome P450 2F2-like
Exons: 9
Coding region: 17-1489 (490 amino acids)
Biological process (GO): xenobiotic metabolic process
Cellular component (GO): cytoplasm; intracellular membrane-bounded organelle
Molecular function (GO): heme binding; iron ion binding; oxidoreductase activity, acting on paired donors, with incorporation or reduction of molecular oxygen, reduced flavin or flavoprotein as one donor, and incorporation of one atom of oxygen
Source: RefSeq, a predicted model, not a curated record